AUGGGUCCCAAAAGCGAUUCCACUCGGACAAAAAGUAAAACCAAAAGCAAAAUAAGUGCAUCAGUGUCGACUGAUCCAACAUUACUAAUAGAAUCCAAUGACAGUUUGCAUGCACCACGGUGUGUUAGUUUAUCUAUGGUUUUACAAGGUGCUUCGCAUGUACCAGGAGAAUACCAUUUUUUGGCUUUGUUUAAUGGAUCAACUCUGGUGGAAACAAAAUGGCAGGAUGACGAGACUAUAAUGUCCAUUACUAUGCCGAUUAACAUUAACGACCCACAUGCUCAAACCAUUGUAGCAAAUUCCCCUUUAUUCCUUCUUAUGCGUAUCACUGGAGGAAAAACGUCUAAAGAACCAGAUCCUUUAAUUCAUCCAGAUAACCGUUAUGGUGCUAGUGUAGAUUUAUUUCCACUUCUUUUGGGGGAGCAGAGAAUUUUGGUUACUUCUAACUUAGUCUCAACAUCAACAGGCGAAAUCUCCCCAUAUUCAGUUGUAGUUCGUGCCAUUUCACCAGGGCUUGUAGAUGAAACUAUGGUGCCUUUGACGAUGACUAUGAUCUCAGCUCAUUGCCUGCCAACAGCGAAAGAUGGUACUGUUUAUAUAAGUGCUAUUGGGUUAAAUGGAAUUCACAAACCAAAGGCAAUGCCUUUUAAUAUGUCACUAAGUUCUGCCGGUGCACAGAAAAUUGUAUUCGCAAAUGUUAGCACCGGCGGUCCUGCUGCCGAAACAGCAAUGAACGUUCACACUGACGAUAUAUUCAUGCCAAGUGAUAUAAAAAUUCAAGAGCAUAAAAAUUGUCGACAUUUUUACUGGAACGCUAUGAAACGAGUGUUAGUGGACCCAGAACAAUUGUAUGCUAGACUAUCUUCACCAUUCACACUUGAGGUAGCAGCAGUGCCGAGGUUUGGAAAAGUAGAAGUCCGAGGAAGAUAUUUAGCAUCUGUAGAUGCCAAAGUGCUGUUGGAACCAGGUCAGACAGGAGUAACAAUUUGUUCAAAGCUCAAAUUGUUUACUGAAACUAAUAAAUUUGAAAGUGCCUGUAAUCUUCUAGACCUUCCAGCUUCGAGUGCGAAAGCUAGUGUUCGUGAAGGUGAACAUGAAGUAUUAGACGAAUACGGACAUAAUAGUUAUAUUAUAAUACGAUUCGAUUUAGCUGAGUCUUUAGUACAGAAGAGUAAAUUAGAUAACUUAUAUGACAUAAUGGGAUUUUCUCUGCCUAAAGAUGCUAACAUCCCAAAAGAUCACUCCGAUUCUGACAUUGUAGGUGUCGAUACUAUUGUUGACGCUAGGACCAUAAGCAAAGAAGCAGGUGCUCUAGCUGUCCACAAAGAACUAAGUGCAUUAGCUUGUAAAGGUGUGAUUCAAAUGAACCAGGGCAUAAAGAAAACUGCCGCAAAUCGAUUACUAAUGCGUGUACGAGCAGUGCUCAAAAACUUCCCUCCCGGAAAUUGUUCUUAUCUUGAUUGGCAGGAUACAGUAACUGCUCAGCAUGCCGCAUGUAGACGCGCCGUCACCGCAUCUUUUGCUCCUCAACCUCCACCACUUCGUCUUCCAAGCAAUAUUGCUGCAGCAAGAUGUCGAAUCGCAGGAGAUAAUAGAAUUGCUGAAAUUCAUAACGAAACAAAUUAUAAAAUCAUAGGAAGACACCCAAGAACUUUAAUAACUAAAACAUUACGUUGUAUAGAAGAAGGCAAGAAUGAAGAUGCUAAGAAUUAUUUGCUUGAAGCUUUAAGUGGACAAACUAGAAAUAGGUAUUUAUUGUGGAUGUAUGGAGGCCUACAAUUUGAUGGAAAAGAUGAGGACUUAGUAAUAGCUGGCGCUGCUCUUCGUAUCGCUGUCAAAGGCGAUUAUUCAGAUGGAACUGCCAAUUCAAUUGGUUGGGCGGCUCUACAUGCUUUCCAUCACGUCAAUGGAAAUGAGUAUGCAGCGUUUGUAUGUGCGAAAAAAAUGAGAAAAGCUUUUUCGCUACCCUUGGAAUGGGAUAAAAUUUUAGCUCGAUGGACCGAAACAAGCGGAGAGGAAGAAAUAUAUUGGCUGCCAACUGUCAUAGCAACUGAUAAUCCUAUUUUGAUAGCAGCUGCAUUUUUUCUUUGUCUUCGAUGCUACAGAUUUACGGAAGCAUUAUUACAAUGUGUAGAGUCGGAUUGUGCAAGCAGUGGAAAUUAUACUUUUCAAUGUGAAAUUACUCCUGACGUGUAUUAUUUACGGGCUGCCGCCAUGGUUUUGGAGCGAAAAUUGGAAGCUGCAAUGGAAAUAAUAAGGGAAGGAAUAAAUAAAUUUGGGCCAACACCCGUUAUGUCUCAAAUGCGUGCAACUUGUAUGGCUCGUAUUCGGAACUGGGAUCGUGAUUGUGAGAUAGCAAUCCAUCAAGCAGAAAAUGCAGGAUCUGAAUUGUGUUCUUCGCUUUUGUAUGUUGCAUCUUUGAAGAGCUUUAAACUAAAUCCUAUGGUAGCCUUGCAAAGGGCGGCUCGAGCUCAUAGAGCGGCACCAUCUGGUCAUACUGCUCUUUUGAUUGGUCGUAUCUAUGCAACUAUGGGUAAAGUUUGGCUUGCAGAACGAUGGCUGGCCGCCGCUGUUAACACCGAACCCUUGUUGGCGGAUGGUUGGGCAAUGUUGGCUAUAUUGGCUAUGUACGACUUAGAUUUAAACAAAGCAAGAGUUAUGUUACGUACAGCAAAGCAAGUAGGUCCUCUGAGUCCAGACAUUGAUAAGGAACUAACAAAAGUUAUGGAAUUGGUGGGAUUAGAAAAAAUGUCUGACUUUCUAGUGAAAAAUCUGUGUCUAUGUGAUUAUAUCUAA
Spodoptera littoralis (African cotton leafworm) is the source of this 2796-nucleotide messenger RNA. The record is from the annotation of a GenBank genome assembly. NCBI's taxonomy places the organism in Eukaryota, Metazoa, Arthropoda, Insecta, Lepidoptera, Noctuidae.